Messenger RNA from Olea europaea var. sylvestris, 1491 nucleotides. RefSeq names its product fructose-bisphosphate aldolase 6, cytosolic. The record is from RefSeq and is a predicted model, not a curated record. The transcript has 3 exons. NCBI's taxonomy places the organism in Eukaryota, Viridiplantae, Streptophyta, Magnoliopsida, Lamiales, Oleaceae. The coding region runs from base 137 to 1210 and encodes 357 amino acids. Gene Ontology annotation, cellular component: cytosol. Gene Ontology annotation, molecular function: fructose-bisphosphate aldolase activity. Gene Ontology annotation, biological process: fructose 1,6-bisphosphate metabolic process; glycolytic process.
GGUAACUUUGUAGCCCCACGCACUAUAAUUAAAACCCUAACAGCAAUCAUCACUCACUCCACCAAACUCUGCUUCGGCCUCUAUAUUUCUCUCUCGAUAAACACUAUUUGUUUCUUCAAUUUCUUCCUCUGUAACCAUGUCUUGCUAUAAGGGAAAGUACGCCGAUGAGCUCAUUGCCAAUGCUGCAUACAUUGGGACCCCUGGAAAGGGUAUCCUUGCUGCUGAUGAGUCGACUGGCACAAUUGGCAAGCGUCUAGCUAGCAUCAAUGUCGAGAAUGUUGAGACAAACAGGAGGGCUCUACGUGAGCUUCUUUUCACCACUCCUGGUGCUCUUCAAUACCUCAGUGGUGUUAUCCUCUUUGAGGAAACACUAUAUCAGAAGACUGCAACAGGAAAGCCAUUUGUUGAUGUCAUGAAGGAGGCUGGAGUCCUCCCAGGGAUUAAGGUCGACAAGGGUACAGUGGAGCUAGCUGGUACCAAUGGUGAGACCACCACCCAAGGUCUCGAUGGCCUUGCUCAACGCUGCCAGCAGUACUAUGCAGCUGGUGCUAGGUUUGCUAAAUGGAGGGCUGUUCUCAAGAUUGGUCCUACUGAGCCAUCACAGCUUGCAAUCAAUGAAAAUGCCAAUGGCCUAGCCCGUUAUGCCAUCAUCUGCCAGGAGAAUGGUCUUGUACCUAUUGUUGAGCCCGAGAUCCUUGUUGAUGGUUCCCAUGAUAUCAACAAGUGUGCUGACGUGACUGAACGUGUUCUUGCUGCUUGCUACAAGGCACUUAAUGAUCAUCACGUCCUCCUUGAGGGAACUUUGUUGAAGCCUAAUAUGGUUACCCCAGGAUCUGAUUCUGCCAAGGUUGCACCAGAGGUCAUUGCCGAGCACACAGUUCGUGCCCUUCAACGCACAAUGCCUGCUGCAGUUCCUGCUGUGGUGUUUUUGUCUGGUGGGCAGAGCGAAGAGGAGGCUACACGAAAUCUUAACGCGAUGAACAAACUGAAGACCAAGAAGCCAUGGUCCCUUUCUUUCUCUUUUGGGCGUGCUCUGCAGCAGAGCACCCUCAAGGCUUGGGCUGGAAAGGAUGAAAACAUUGGGAAGGCUCAGGCUGCAUUCCUUGCAAGGUGCAAGGCCAAUUCCGAAGCAACCCUUGGAACUUACCAGGGUGGUGCAUUGAGUGAGGGCGCCUCUGAGAGCCUUCACGUCAAGGACUACAAGUACUAGGCCAAACUUCUGCAUCCCUCAAUCUUUCCGCUAUAUUAUGGAGGGCAAUCGGGCAAUAUGUAAUUUUUAGGCUUUUUUUUUUUUUUUUUUUCUACCCCUUUUUCUGUCUUUAAGACUUGUUUUGAAAUGUUAUAAUAAGCUUGAGGAAUGUCAGCACUGUGAGAUUUGAGUUGUUUAUUUUUGUUUUUGAUUAAAAGGCUGCUUUUUGCAUUUGUUGCUGAUGACUUUAAAUCGUAUCCAACUUUGUAACAUUUAAUGAAGCUAUACAGGUUUAACGCGUC